Molecule: messenger RNA, 1268 nt
Organism: Gadus macrocephalus (Pacific cod)
Lineage: Eukaryota; Metazoa; Chordata; Actinopteri; Gadiformes; Gadidae
Gene: gh1
Product: growth hormone 1
Exons: 6
Coding region: 137-745 (202 amino acids)
Biological process (GO): positive regulation of tyrosine phosphorylation of STAT protein; positive regulation of growth; response to nutrient levels
Cellular component (GO): extracellular region
Molecular function (GO): growth hormone receptor binding; growth hormone activity
Source: RefSeq, a predicted model, not a curated record
CAGACCUCCAUCACCAAGACCUUAUAGACCUCCAUCAACUCGACCUCCAUCAACUCCAACUCCAUCACCAACACCUCCAUCACCAAGACCUCCAUCAUCAAGACCUCCAUCACAUCACACGAUCAAGUCGGUAGCCAUGACUAGAGCCUGUGUGUUGCUGGCGGUGAUGCUAAGCGCUUGUCUUAGCCACCCUCUGAUCGACUCCCAGCGGCUCUUCUCCAUCGCGGUCAACCGCAUCCAGCACCUCCACAUGCUCGCACAGAGGAUCUUCUCCGAGAUGGAAAGCUCUCUACAGAUUGAAGAACAGAGACAGCUGAAUAAAAUAUUUCUUCCGGAUUUCUGUAACUCCGAUGACAUCAUCAGUCCCAUUGACAAGCACGAGACGCAACGGAGUUCGGUGCUGAGGCUGCUCACGGUGUCCUAUCGGCUCAUCGAGUGCUGGGAGUUCCCCAGCCAGUCUCUGCCUGGAGGCUCAGUGCUCAGAAACCAAAUCUCACCGAAACUCAGCGAACUGAAGAAUGGCAUCCAUAUCCUGAUCAGGACCAGCCAGGGUGCUGGCGAUGCGCUGGUGGAGGCCGACCCCAUGUCGCCCUACGGGGGCUACUACCAGGCGCUGGGCGGGGACGGCUCGCUGCGCGGGAGCUACGAGAUGCUAGCCUGCUUCAAGAAGGACAUGCACAAGGUGGAGACCUACCUGACCGUGGCCAAGUGUCGACUCUCCCCUGAGGACAACUGCACUCUGUAGCCUCCUCAAGCUGCUCCUCCUCCUGGAACAGACCUCCUCAAGCUGCUCCUCCUCCGCCCCACAGCCCCUCUUUAGAGGCACCUAUUCUUUUUUACCCCCACCUACCUUCCUUUAGCUCCACCUCCUGUUCCCCCUCCCCUCCUGUAGCUCCUCCUCCCCUCCUAUAGCUCCACCUCCUGUCCCCCCCCCUGUAGCUCCUCCUCCCCUCCUGUAGCUCCACCUCCUGCUCCUCCUCCCCCUGUAGCCCUGCCUCCUGCUCCCCCUGUAGCCCCUUCUCCUGCUCCCCCUGUAGCCCCGCCCCCUGGUCCUCCUCCCCACCUGUAGCCCCGCCUCCUGCUCCUCAGUGGUUUUCCUUUAGUUCUGCGGAAAGAGAAAACUGCUUCAGUAGUACUACUGGUGCUACUUCUAGUGGUACUACUAGUAAUACUAGUACCAAUAGUACCAGUAGUAAUACUGCAGUACUAGUAAUCAUUUAAGAGAGACAUGCCAUAACUUAUAAUCUUGAUAAACUUGUAUCCCAGUA